AUGUUGACCAAUGGGGUUUUGUUUGGGGGUGAGAUGCUCAUUCGCGGUGAGCAGACAAGCGAUGAAGCCGCUCUAAGCAUGCAGGGGUCGUCCCCCUCAACACAGUGCGGUAUCCAGACAUCCGAUCGAGUCGCUCUAAACAUGUGGGUCUGCAGCUACUCUACCAAUCACGAUCCUCGUAGAGAGGAGAUGUCAACUGCGAACUAUUUAUUAAACGCUAUCACUCGCUCUAAAGCUGUGGGACUUGCACAUAUUGGCGGGGAUGUGAACUGCGGGCUGUCCACCAAUGAGAUGUGUUCUAGAGGCGAGAUGUCAACUGCGGUAUACAUGCAUCCGAUGGAGUUGCUAAAGCCGCGGGUUACAUGUUGCCUAUGUCUGGGAUGUGAACUGCGAGGCCACCAAUCAUGGGCCUUCCAGAGGGGAGAUGUCAAGUGCGGUAUGUAUGUUUCCGAUUAUAGCAAAUUGCCUGGAAGAGAUAGGUUAUGUGUCUCUACCAAUGAUUGUACCUACUGCCAAUCAGAUGGAGUCUACAUCGGGGAUGUGAACUGCGAGGGGAUGUCAACUGCGGCAAGUACACACCCGACAAGUCGUUCUAAGCAUGCAGGGCUAACGCCUAGCCCCAAUCAUAUCUCUCCUACAGGCGAGAUGUCAACCGCGGUAAGCAUAUAUCCGAAAGGCCACUCUAAAAUCAUGAUCCCUGCUCCAGGCACCCAAUCACAUCGCCAUAAUCUCUGUAGUAUAACCCCUGUACCUGUCCACCAAUCAUAUCUCUCCAAUAGACGGGAUGUCAACCGCGGCGAGCAUGUAUCCGGCCAAGCCACUCUAUUCAUUAACCCUGCAUAUCCCUACCAAUCAUAUCCCCUGUACUGGCGGGAUGUCAACUGCGGUAUACAGUGCGGCAAGUGUGUAACCUACAUAAUCACUCUAAACCCACAUCUCCUAUAUCUAUCCACCAAUGAUACCUAUUCCACAGGAGAGAUGUCAACUGCGUGCACCCGAGAGCUGCAGCAAGCAGGCAUCCGAAUAAGUUGCUCUAAAGCUGCAGGCCUGCAUCUAUCUACCAAUCAUACCUCUUCCACAGACGAGAUGUGUCAACUGCGGCGAGAUGUUAACUGCGGCAACCAUACACCCGUCAACAUUUCUCUGGGCAUCAGCCUGUAUCUAUCCACAAAUAACAUCUGUUGGGACGGACUUUCGUUCCGAGGCCAGCGGUAUAUCGCUUUGGUCUACUGGUGGGAUGCCAACCGCGGUAACCAUGUACCCGACAAGCGCAGCAAUCAUCCAUCCGACAGCACUGUUCUGAUGCUCUAA
Aspergillus sclerotioniger CBS 115572 is the source of this 1311-nucleotide messenger RNA. RefSeq lists its product as uncharacterized. The coding region runs from base 1 to 1311 and encodes 436 amino acids. The transcript is spliced from 14 exons. The record is from RefSeq and is a predicted model, not a curated record. Lineage: Eukaryota; Fungi; Ascomycota; Eurotiomycetes; Eurotiales; Aspergillaceae.